Messenger RNA from Chelonus insularis, 1927 nucleotides. RefSeq lists its product as uncharacterized. Lineage: Eukaryota; Metazoa; Arthropoda; Insecta; Hymenoptera; Braconidae. The record is from RefSeq and is a predicted model, not a curated record. Gene Ontology annotation, molecular function: protein binding. The transcript has 3 exons. Bases 98 to 1816 code for a protein of 572 amino acids.
AAUUAUUAGAAACACCACAUGAACAUGAAUAUUGAUCGCUGAGUAGUACGCGAGACAUAGACAUGCGCCGAUCGUUUCUGUCAUACAGACCAGAAUCAUGCGUUGUUUUUGUGUUUUUCGGUUUUUUGUGACAUUUAUUAUAAUUUUUCAGUUUGUUAAUAGUGAAAAUUCACUAAAAGAAAUUAAUAAAUUUACUGAAGAUGAAUUGCAAAUGUGUAUUAGUAGUUUUUCCGUUCAUUCAGACAAAAUCAUUAGAACUCAAGACUCUCUCAUGCUUGGAGCCAAGUAUAUAAUGGAAGCUGAGUUGGAUAAUAGGGAGGAUUGUUUAAAACUUUGUUGUAAAACUAAGGAAUGUGAUGUAUUUAUUUUUGAAGAAAAAAAACAAGGAAGUUGUUAUCUGUUUCAUUGUGGUCCACCUCAUGAUUUCAAGUGUAAGUUUACGACCCAUGCGAACUACAGUAGUGCUGUGUUAACAAAUUUAAAUUAUCGUAAUACGAUUCACCAUGAGGAUCAAAUUAGGAGAAGUCAACAAGAACAUGAGUUGAAAUCUUUGCGAAAAAUGAGGGACAGAUCAUCAAUAGAAUACGUUUAUACAGAGGCAAGUGGUCUUGUAAUAACUGAAUCUCCACAAUCAUUAAUUUCAACAACAUCCCCACCAAAAACGAUAUGUCAUCGCAAUCAGUAUGAAUGCAGAACUUCUCAUGAUUGCAUAGCAAUUUAUAAUGUUUGUGAUGGAAUUCCCCAGUGUGCUGAUGGAUCUGACGAAGCUUCAGACCUUGGAUGUCCAACAGAAAAACCUACACCUCCUCCACCAGUGCUUCAAGAACAAAUACUUACAGCUCCAGAACUCUCAAAAUAUCCUGUUAUUCUCCCUCAUCAUAAAAAUUAUCCUCCAUUUUAUAAUAACCCAGAAAUUCCUGCAAAAGCAUGGCAAAGUCUUCCUCAGCAACCAGGACUUCAGUAUCCAUCUCAACAAAUGAUGCAUUUGUCUCCAAAUAAUUAUGGGUCUCAAGGAUAUGCAAAUAACUGGGAUUAUCGUCAAAUGUAUGAUCAAAACAAAGAAUCUUAUCCAUCACUGAAUAAUUUUCAUGGAAAAAAUGACAUAACUCAUUACGAUCAAGAGUCAUCACAUAUUUUUAACCACAAAAAACCAGGGAUGUUGGUGGAAAAUGUUGAAGAGAAUAGAGAAGUCGGAAGACCUUACAUAGAAUCUGAAAGGCCUUAUGAACCGUAUUAUCCUAGACAGAAUCAUGAAAGUUGGCAUGAAAAUCAAGCUGUAGAAAUACAACAAAAAUCUCAGCCAACAGAAUCUCCAACAAUAGAAAGACAAGAAAUUAAAGAAACGAGUGAUGUAAAGAAAACUGGACCCAUUAUAAAAGAAAACAAGCUGCCACCUGAAGAAUCUUCAACAUUGAAAGAAAAUUCAAAUAUUAAAAAAGAAUUGGAAACCCAAAAAAAUGUCCACCCACCUAAACAAUUGGAUUUAUCAGUUUCUAAAACUUCACAUGAUAAAGAAAAUAUUACAAUGAAUCAUCCGAACAAAUCAAUAGAAACCUUAAACAAACCUAUAGAAAAACAUGAAGAAGUAAGAAUUCAUCAUUUUGUUGCGGAACAUCUUCAACAAAAUAAUAAUAAAAAUAGUAAUGCCAUUUUAAAGCCUAAAGGUGCUGUUAUAUCACUUUCAAUUGGUGUUGUAGUGACUUUAAUAAUGAUCAUGUUGAUAACGUGUCGAUUAAGAAUAGUGAGAAAACGUGGACGUCGUCAUGGUCCCUUUGCUCAUGAUGCUGAUUAUCUCAUGAAUGGAAUGUAUUUAUAAAUCUCCAAAUGAUUGAGUAAGAAACAAAAAAUACAAAUAGUAUUAAGUGAAAUUAAUUAUGAAUAUUAAUUCUAUUAAAGUUACUAUAACAGUUUAACUGGUUGUUGUAAU